CACGGAGCUGAAGACUGGGUGGAUCCGACCAGAACCGGGACUCACAGCAGCCUCACACGAUGGUAGCGCCUGGAAACUUCCAUCUAAACUUUUUAAACAGCCGCCCGAGCUGUACUUUAAACUCCGUGGAGUGUUUACCCGUUUGCUGAAGUGUGGAAACACUUCGGUCUCACAGUUUCACCUGAGUGACAAAACAAAAGAAACACUGAGUCAACAUCAUCAGACUGAAAGCCUAUCAGUCUCCUCAAAGUCACACAACAAGGUCCUCUCUCGCACCUACAAUGCCGACCCUCGAGGACAGCGGUGACCUGCACGCACUUUGCUCCGAGCUGCCUGCCAUGUUUGAUGGCAUGAAGAUGGCAGCAGUGGCAGCAACCCUGUACAUCAUCGUCCGCUGUCUGAACCUGAAGAGUACCACAUCUCCACCAGAGAUCGUGUACCAGGACACAGCGCUCGGCCGCUUCCUGCUCAAGUCCUGCCCCAUGCUGACCAAAGAAUACAUUCCUCCCUUGCUGUGGGGAAAGAGUGGUCAUCUCCAGACGGCCCUGUAUGGCAAGAUGGGACGUAUCAACACACCAACGCCCUGCGGGGUUCGCAAGUUCCUCCCCAUGCAGGACGGAGCCACAGCGAGUUUCGACCUCUUCGAAGCCCUAGGGGAUCACAGCACAGGAGGUGAUGUUACCAUGGUUAUCUGCCCUGGGAUCGGUAACCAUAGCGAGAAGAACUACAUUCGGACCUUUGUUGAUCAUUCCCAGCGGCAGGGUUACCGCUGUGCCGUCCUCAACCACCUGGGAGCGCUGCCCAACAUGGAGCUCACCUCGCCUCGCAUGUUCACUUACGGUUGCACCUGGGAGUAUGCAGCCAUGGUGGCUUACAUCAGACGGGCCUUCCCCCAGACGCUCUUGGUGGUGGUGGGCUUCAGUCUUGGGGGGAACAUUGUCUGUAAAUUCCUCGGUGAGAACCGAUCAAACCAGGAGGGCGUGCUGUGCUGUAUCAGCGUGUGUCAGGGGUACAACGCCCUCAGGGCUCAGGAAACAUUUUUACAGUGGGACCAGUGCCGCAGGCUCUACAACUUUGUGUUGGCGGACAACAUGAAGAAGCUCAUCCUGUCACACAGGAGCAGUUUGCUGGAAAUGAGCUCCAGCUGCAUUGGUGAUGCAGACCUGGUCAAACUGUGUGCAGCCACCUCUCUGAUGCAGAUAGAUGACAGCAUUAUGAGAAAAUUCCAUGGAUACAGCUCCUUAAAGGAGUACUACGACAAGGAAAGCUGUGUGCACUACAUCAACAAAGUUACUGUGCCUCUCCUCCUGGUUAACUCCUCAGAUGACCCACUGAUUCAUCAGUCACUACUGGCUAUUCCUCGCUCACUUGCAGAGAAGAUGCCCAAUGUGAUAUUCGCCUUAACCCAACACGGAGGCCACCUGGGUUUCUUCGAGGGAGCAGUGAUGUUUCCUCAGCCGCUCACCUGGAUGGACAAGGUCAUAGUGGAGUACACAAACGCCAUGUGUAGCUGGGAGAAGAACAAGCCAGCCUGCCAGAGGAGCAGCCAUCAGGACUUGAACCCCUGCCUGCAAGCACAAGGGUAACCCUUAGUGGGUAACACAUACUGUACAUACAGUAUGCUACUGGAAACAAAACAAAAGACCAUAACAAACACACACACACACAGCCCUUUGUUACUGCGCUACUUUGGUACUAAUGGCCUUAACCUAGCUAGAUAAACUAAGACAGGCUGAUGGACGUGAGUAAAAACUAAGUGAAAAGUCAAACUUACAGAUAUAAUAAAACCUUCGAGGAUAAUAUGACCCCUACCAUGCCCUUUUGAUCUCACUUCACCUCUAAUGAAGCAACAGUUCACCCCCUGCAGGUAGCUCAAAAUAAGUUAAAAUCCCUCUCCCCCCCUCGGAGGAUAGAUUUUCAUCAUCAGGCCAUAACAUUUAACCAUCCAAGGUAGCUGUACCGAUGGCCACCAGAUUUUGAAGCAAAGCAGUAUCCAUGCAAAUGUUAACCAUAACAUAACAUUACGUUUACUAGAGCACAACCAUGAUUUCCCUUUUGAACAGGUGUGAUGGGAGGGAUAAUUAUUCUAUUAUUAUGUAGACAGUCUUGUACUUUUGCCUUUUUCCGUUAUCCAGUGUUUGUUUUCUGAAUCAAAUAUUUUGUGGCCAUGAUCAAUCUCGUAGAUGCUCGGCCUGCUCGUUCCAGGCUUAAAACUUUUUUAUACAUUUUUUUUGAAACAUCAAUGGAGAAAAAGAGUACCAGAACUGUUCUAGAGAACUGCUCUAAAAGUGGGUGGUCACUGUUAAGCUCUAUACUUGAAUAUCCAUCAGUCAGUUGACACACACACUUCACUCAUUUAGAAAAAGUGAGAAGGCACCAGAUUGAAGUCUUGAAAUCUUAAGAAGAAGAAUUUCAAAAAUACCUGAAGCUUCAACAUAUUUGAGUUUCAGCUUCUUAAAUCUGAUGAGCACCAGAACAACAUGGUUUAUGGUUUACAGUGGGGAUUUCCAACUGUUGUUAUGGCUCAGUAUAAUACAACAUGCCUCAAACUGGGAUUUUUAUUUCCUGAAGCUGCAUUUUAAAUCUUAGAUAUGACAAUCCUGUUGUUUUAUUGCAGCAAAUAUGGUUUGGUUUGAUUAUGUGGUUUGAGGCUUCAUUUUGCUCACUGGACACUGCUCUCCGGUUUCUUUGCGUUACAAUGGUGUGUGACGGGUCAUCUAGCUGCAUUCUUGCUCCUGACUUUCAGAAUAAAAGACUCAGGUCACAUCAGCUUUAAAAGAUGUUACGAAAAAACAGUCAGACAGAUAUUGUAUUGGUUUCUAUUUAAUAACAUUUUUAAUGAUUUGCGUAGUUGAAUAGAAAUAUGGACCCUACAUACAAACUACCUUUAACAUUGCACUCCAAAAGGUGUAGGUGUCUGGGUCAGCUUGUCCCAUUCAGUUUUUGUCCCACAGGCCCAACGACAGCUGCUUGAACCCUUAUGCCUCCUGUUGUAGGAGGAUGGAAGAAAUUUUCCAAAUGUUUAUUUUGGGUUAUUAAGACAAAAAUGCUUUCACAGAUUUACAAACCAGAGCAGAUUGUCAGAAAAUAAACUGAAGCAAACGGCUGCUGCGUCAAACCUUGUUUACGAAUAUUUCAACAGGAAGGAGAGAAGAGUGUGUGACUGGGACGAAACUAAAAAAUGUAGUGUUUGAUUCUCAGUUGACACUCUUACACACAAACUAACGGACCAAAGCACUUUUGACUUUAAAUACAAAGCAGCUCAUCUUUGUCAUUUUUUAAUGAUGCUACUGCAUUGCGGCCACAUAACCAGCACAUAUGACUUUGCCUCAAAUACAGUGGAGUUCUCCUUUAAGACAAUAUUUAAACAAAGGCUUACUACUAGUUUUAAUAAGUUUCCAGUUUCCAGGGUUUGUAUUAAGCUGCUUAUUUCUGCAUACAAGAUUUCUGUGUAAAAUAAUGAUGUAAACAUAGUUAAUAUCGUAAAUGGAGGAGUGAAAUGUUUCUUUCAUUUAAAACACAGGACAAACUUUAGCUGUGUCUCAUGGUUUGGUAGAUUUUUAUGUGUAAUGUGUUGAUACAAUGAGAGGUCAGUCAAACAGCUCAUUAGAGCACAUACCUCCACCAAGGCUCAAAAGACCCCUUAUAUUCAGUCAGGCUGCACCAAAUUUCACAAUCUCAUAGAGAUCAGUUCCAGUUCCCAUGAUUUAUUCCCUGAGAAAACAGUGAAAAUCUUAAAAAACGACAACACAGCACAUUAUAGUUCUAUCCUUGAAAUUCCAGCGAAUUGAUUCUGAGCUUCGUUGAUAUACUCUGGAAUUUCUGCCAAAUUCCAUGCAAAUAUUUAGAAAAUUUGUAGAAAAAGACUUUAAACAGCGCUGCUUGAUUUAUGACAAGAAGGAAUACUGCUAAUACUGCUAAUUUAAUAGAACUCUGUGGAGUGACAGUCUGUAACACUCCCCUUAUAUAAACACAUUCAAAUUUACUAAAUCCAGAUACUUAUUUGGAUCUGCACAAAAUUACAAAACAUUGACCCUUUUUUCGCAAUGUUAAAUGAAGUGAAACAAAUUGGAUCUGCUCCCUGUAUCCGGAUCCGCACUAAACUUUAAUAGGGUCUCUACUGACUCGUAUCACAUCCAUACAUAAAGUUUAGAGGUAAACUGUUCAGUAGUUUUUUUGUUAUCAUGCGUACAAAAUCAAGCAAACAAACAGACAGGGGUAGAACAAGCUCCUUGGUGGAGGAUAAGAGCUGCAUUUUCUGUGCUGGAAUUCCUUUUUUAUUUCGGUAGUUUAUUUUGGUCUUUUUCUUCAUGACUUUGAGAAGUGCCUAUGGUUUGUGUUUGAUGUUAAACUGAACUGAAUCCUGAAACCUGCGGCAGCAGCACUCCUCUGUCUAUAUGUACAGUACAGUAUGUCCUGGCUGUUACAGGUAUAGACUCUUUCGCCUGCACUUUACUUGCCUGAACAGCUCUUUUGUACUGUAUGACAAUGUGUAUCCUUAUAUGGGUGUAAUAUGAAUGUGUUUUGUUCGUUUUUUUUUAUUUGAGCACACCCAUUUAUUGAUAUUUUCCACAAACAUUUACGUUUGUUUAUUUUAACCUGAUCAGGGUAUUUCGUUUUUUUAAUGGAUUUUUAGAUUGAUACAAAUACAACUUAUAUUUAUAUACAGUUUAUUGUACAUUUAUUGACAUUCUUAUUGGUGCAAGGGGUAAAACUUGUAACUAAUACUGAUAUUGAAGAACAAUCUAAAAGUUGCAAUAUCAGCUUUCAUUGAGAGACUGGGGGGAGUGGAGAGUGGAAACUGAAUAAUCUGGGGCCUGCCAGUGUCACAACAAGCUGUGUGGAUGAGCUACAGUCUGAACAAAGCACAACUUCACAGAGGACCAAGAAACAGCGUCUCUGUAUGCUGCUCAACGCUACUGAUAACAGAUAAAGAAUAUACAGAAUACUGUAGAGUGGAGUAAUGACUGAAGGUUGAGAGUCAGAGGCGCCGCCUUUUCCUCCGUUCCUGUGCCUUGUCAGGACCUCUGGCAAACAACAUCACUCACACAAUGACUUUGAAUUUCAUUCAUAUUUUUUUCUCUCUACAACCACACAGCUAGAAUUUGAGUCUCCACAGUCUAUGGGAGUUUGCAAUAUCUUAAUGAUCGAUGGAGUUUAGUCAAACAGCUUGGCAGCUAUGGCCUUGCCGUCGUACUUGGCGCCUUUUCCGUCAAACUCAGACGGCAGGAUGUCAGCGUCAAACUCCUUGUAGUAGUUUUCCAGCUCGUCUCCAUGGACGAACACCUGAGGCAGGGACGACAAUCUGUUAGUCAUCUCAGACAGUGUAUUCAGUUUGUAAAAGUGUGUCAAUUUUUAUUUUAUUUUAUUUGCUAACUAUAAAAACCAUGAGGUGGUCCUCAGCAUUGCUGAAUCCUCAGUGUCAUCUUUGAUCAUAACCUCACUCUAAUUAAACAUGACAAAUCACUGGUUCAAUAUGGUUUUGAUCCUCUCACAAGGAUUUCAAGGAUUAGAACAUAUUUUCCGCUACAAAAGUAGAAACAGUUUUUCAUGCUUUAUAAACCAGUCGAUUGCCCUGCAGUAAUUCACUACUCUCUGGUACCAAAGAAAAGUCCCUUCCCUGUCUCCAUCUCAUCUUAAACUUUUAACUCAGGCUAAGGAUUGUGAUAAUAUGUCAACUAUCAAGUUUGCUUCUCUUCACUGGCUACCUAUUGUUUUGAGAACUGAUUUUAAGGUUUUACUUGCUAAACCCAGAGAGGCAGCGCCCCAUGUUAUUCAUCAGAUUUUUUACUGAUUUAUGUUGAAGCGCUGCGUUUAAUUUUUCAUUGUUUCCAUUGACAAACGAAGGUGACAGAACUUUUUUCUGAGGAGAUCAGAGAUGACUUGUAUUUUUAAUCACUGUCAAAAAAAAUAAAAUAACAACUGGCUUGUUUUUAAUGGCUUUUUUUUCCAAUUUCUUUGUCAUUUUAUUGUGAUGCACUUUGUAACUGUUUUAAAAUGUGCGAUAUUAAUAAAAUGGUUAUAUUGUUA
Messenger RNA from Platichthys flesus (European flounder), 6030 nucleotides. RefSeq names its product monoacylglycerol lipase ABHD2-like. Bases 282 to 1586 code for a protein of 434 amino acids. Gene Ontology annotation, biological process: medium-chain fatty acid catabolic process; medium-chain fatty acid biosynthetic process; sperm capacitation. The transcript has 11 exons. The record is from RefSeq and is a predicted model, not a curated record. Gene Ontology annotation, cellular component: sperm plasma membrane; sperm flagellum. Lineage: Eukaryota; Metazoa; Chordata; Actinopteri; Pleuronectiformes; Pleuronectidae. Gene Ontology annotation, molecular function: monoacylglycerol lipase activity; acetylesterase activity.